Helianthus annuus (common sunflower) is the source of this 1772-nucleotide messenger RNA. Its product is annotated as serine/threonine-protein kinase PCRK1. Gene Ontology annotation, biological process: protein phosphorylation. NCBI's taxonomy places the organism in Eukaryota, Viridiplantae, Streptophyta, Magnoliopsida, Asterales, Asteraceae. The record is from RefSeq and is a predicted model, not a curated record. The transcript has 4 exons. Gene Ontology annotation, molecular function: ATP binding; protein kinase activity. The coding region runs from base 416 to 1708 and encodes 430 amino acids.
UGUUUGUUAUUAACAAAUAUGUUUGAAUUUGCUUAUGUAUAAUCCAGUUUAUUUAAUCGAAAAUCAGUUGUUACUUAUAUGAUUUCAGUUAAUUAAGAAUUUAAUUUGUUGGGUGAAAAAAAUCUAAAAUUUUCAAAUCAUCAUUGGAUAACUGAGUAUUUUAGUUAGAUGAAUAAAAGAUUUGAGAAAACAAAUGGGAGUGAGUCAUGAUGGUAACUAUAGAAAUAUAUGAAAAACUCCUUAAGUUGUUAUGUAUUAUUAAUAUUAAUUAUAUACAUAGGGAUAUACCAUAUACUAUAAUUAUGGUAGAAACAAUUACAGUAAACAUAACUAAUAUAUUUGACUAAAUACAUAUCGCUAGCUGUAGCGAUCACUGUUGUGGUUUUGCAGGCGAUACAGGACCCUUUGAGACGCUAUGAUGUGCUUUCAGUUCUCUUACUGUGACGGCAAGGAUGAACCGCCAAUAAGUCCAACACAAAGCACAAUCCGGUCCUUGAGCUCUGGAUUUACAGAUCGUACUGCAUCUGGAUCGGAGUCAAGUGACCAAAGUGUCCAUGAUCCAACAACUAAAUUAAAAAUGUCCAAAUCUUAUCCUAGUUUCUCCAGAAUGCCAAGUAAUCUUAAAGAGUUCAAAUUUUCCGAGCUCAAGUCGGCUACCAAAAACUUUAGUCUUUCUGUAAAGCUUGGAGAGGGUGGGUUCGGGUCUGUAUACACUGGCACCAUUAGAAAUCCUCGCGAUCCUAGUAAAGAUCUCAAUGUGGCUGUCAAGCAGCUUGGCAAAAGAGGAUUUCAGGGGCAUAAGGAAUGGGUGACAGAGGUGAAUGUUCUUGGGAUCGUUGAGCAUCCGAAUCUUGUUAAACUAGUUGGAUAUUGUGCAGAAGAUCACGGUAAAGAAAUCGAACGGCUUUUAGUAUAUGAGUAUAUGCUUAAUAAAAGUGUAGAAUACUAUUUAUCUAGCAAAUCCCCAAAAACGCUCUCGUGGUCAAUGAGGUUAAAAGUGGCUCAAGACGCCGCUCGUGGCUUGGCAUACUUACAUGAAGGACUGGACUUCCAGAUUAUAUUUAGAGAUUUCAAAUCUUCAAAUAUUCUUCUAGACGAUCAAUGGAACGCUAAGCUUUCGGAUUUUGGAUUAGCUCGGUUAGGUCCUAAAGAAGGAUAUACACAUGUCACAACAGCGGUAGUAGGAACAAUGGGAUAUUCGGCUCCAGAAUACAUACAGACCGGUCGUCUAACUACCAAGAAUGAUGUAUGGAGUUAUGGGGUGUUUCUUUAUGAGCUCAUAACGGGUAGACGCCCAUUUGAUAGAAACCGACCCACAGAGGAGCAGAAGCUUCUAGAAUGGGUGAGACCUUUCCUAGAUGUGAAAAACUUUCCACUCAUAGUUGAUACUAGACUUGAAGGUAAGUACCCGCUGAAAUCUGCACUGAAGUUGUCAUUGAUUGCAAACAAGUGUUUGUCUAGAAACCCAAAAUCAAGGCCAAAGAUGAGUGAGGUUUUGGAAAUGGUUAAUCGGCUAGUCGCGGUUGAGUCAGAAACAACGGAUCCUGGAUCACCUAUUAAUGUUCAUGUCCCAUUAGCCGCGAUUGAAGAAAGCGAGAUAAAAAGGACUCGUGAAAAUGAAGGUAAAACAACAUCCAUUGAUGUCAAACUUGGAGAUUCUGCUUGGUUUUCUGGCUUAUGGCCUUGGAAGCCUUCAAUAACUUGUUGAUUUGAAGUUGAUAAUUAAAGUGUAUAGAAUGGUUGUAACUAAUGAUAUGUUGUCUUUUUGGUUA